Molecule: messenger RNA, 882 nt
Organism: Eutrema salsugineum
Lineage: Eukaryota; Viridiplantae; Streptophyta; Magnoliopsida; Brassicales; Brassicaceae
Product: ethylene-responsive transcription factor ERF091
Exons: 1
Coding region: 1-882 (293 amino acids)
Biological process (GO): regulation of DNA-templated transcription; ethylene-activated signaling pathway
Molecular function (GO): DNA-binding transcription factor activity; DNA binding
Source: RefSeq, a predicted model, not a curated record
AUGGCUUUUGGUAAUAUCCAAGAACCAGACGGAGAGAUUCUAAAGAAUGUUUGGGCGAAUUUCAUCAGAAAACCAGAAAAAACCGAUGAAAGACCAGUCCAUGUUCCAGAAGUUUCUAGAACUUGGGAAGCAUUGCCUACCCUUGAUGAUGACGUACCAAAAGAAUCUAAAGAAAGCCUUCCAGGCCUAGAAAUGUCGAUGGAGGCCAAGGAAUGGACAGAGAUUCUUGACGCGAUUGCUUCUUUCCCUAACGAAACCAAUCAUAACACAUUAACCGCUUCCUCUUCUUUGUCUUCUCGUGUUUCUUGCAAAACAAGAAAAUACAGAGGAGUAAGGAGGCGUCCGUGGGGAAAAUUCGCAGCAGAAAUCAGGGAUUCGACGAGAAACGGUGUUAGGGUUUGGCUCGGGACGUUCCAGACUGCAGAAGAAGCAGCCAUGGCUUACGAUAAAGCCGCGGUUAGAAUUAGAGGAAUUCAAAAAGCUCACACAAAUUUUCAACUCGAGACGGUUUUUAAAGCUAUGGAAAUGGAUUACGUCCCAAGUUACUACCCGAUACAACGAUCAAAUACGUCCCAACCGAUCAAAGAGGCCAUUAGGGGUUAUGAUAAAGUCGUUGAUGGGAUGGUUGAAAACCGUUGUGCCCUUAGUUAUUGUUCAACUAAGGAGUACUCGGAGACUUGUGCAUUGCUUGGGAGUGAAGAAACUUGGUUAAGUUCAAGAAAGAGACAAAGAAGUGAUGAAGAUUGUAUGUUUCAAGAAGUUGAGACUGGUGAGAUGAAGAAGAUUGUUACUGGAGACGAGACAAUAUGCGAUGUGUUUGGUUUGUUUGAGUUUGAGGAUUUGGGAAGUGAUUACUUGGAUACGUUAUUAUCUUCUUUUUGA